Gekko japonicus is the source of this 1997-nucleotide messenger RNA. It is a transcript of the gene GPATCH11, whose product is annotated as G-patch domain containing 11. Lineage: Eukaryota; Metazoa; Chordata; Lepidosauria; Squamata; Gekkonidae. Gene Ontology annotation, molecular function: nucleic acid binding. The transcript has 9 exons. Gene Ontology annotation, cellular component: kinetochore. The record is from RefSeq and is a predicted model, not a curated record.
UUGCUCCCACCCCUUCCCCGAAGGCCACGCAAGGUCUUCUUCAGACAGCUCAUCUAUUGUUACCUGAGAUAUCUUCUUCACGCCCCAACGACCGGCCUGUUCCGACUGUUCACACGACUACAGCGCUUGGCAGAGGGAAGAGGAGCAUUACUAAGUAUGGAGGACACAGAAGAGGAUUACAUGUCUGAGUCCUUUGUUAAUGUUCAGUAAGACAUCAGGCCCGGAAUGCCCAUGCUGAGGCGUGUAAAAGAUACUUUUAAAAAAGAAGAAAAACAAAAAGAAGCCAACCAAAAAAGCAGGCAAAAGAGUAUAAAAGAACAGGAACAAGAGCAACGGGAUACUGCUUUAAACAUUGCUUUGGGAAAUGAGAAUAAAGGCUUUGCUAUGCUUCAAAAGAUGGGGUACAAAAGCGGUCAACCUCUAGGCAAGAGUGGAGAAGGGAUUAUUGAGCCUAUUCCUUUGAACAUGAACAAAGGUAGAAGUGGGCUUGGCCAUGAAGAAUUGAAAAAACGAAAAGCUGAGGAGCAGAUGGAAAACUACAGAAGAAAACUUCAUAUGCAAAAACAAACAGAAAAGCAGACAGCUGACCUUUUCAAGUAAUGUGCAAGAAAACGCCAUUCUCAUGAUUCUUUUAAAGAAACAGAAGGGAUUAGAAAGAGAAGCCAUCAAGCAGGACAGUGCUCUUUUAUUCUUAUUUUGAAGGGCCUGGAACUUCCCAGAGAGGUUUGGUUCUGGUUAAGACCAAGCAUGCAAAAAGAUGUGGAACAGCAGGAGGAAGAGGAGGAGGAAGAAGAAGAAGAAGAAGAAGAUGACUUAAGUGCAUCAGAUAAGUUACAAAUCUUGACAGCAUAUUUAAGGGAACAUUAUCUCUACUGCAUCUGGUGUGGAACAGCCUAUGAAGAUCAAGAAGAUUUGUCUUCAAACUGCCCAGGAGACACUUUUGCUGAUCAUGAAUAAUUUUCAAAGGGCAAACCAAGUGUUUGAAAUACUGCAAGAUCUAUAUGGUCUAUAUGGACUGACUAACAAUGAGACCUGCAUACUUUUGUUAGGACAAAUGUUUUGUGGGAUUCUAUGUAUUUAAAAUGGCAUUUUUUUAGAUCUGUGAAGGUUAUGUAUUCCCCCCUUUCCCCUUUUGUCUUAAAAUCCAGUAAAGCAUUCUCCCCUACGAGAAGGCUAACCCACCCCAUCUGUUUCGUUGGGGUUGGAAUUAGGGGCGUGCAUUCACUAUUUACCGAGCCAAAAUAAACCCCUUAUUUCCUAAACCGAAUUGGAUUCUCUAAUCUAUAAUUGGCUACCAAUAUAGAGAAUCCCAAUAAAAGCCGAUAUUAUUCAGCUUGGCAUGGCAGUACCGAAUCACAGGUUUACCUGGCCUGCUGUUUAAACUGCGGGGCAGGAGAAGCCUAAUGCAUUUAAAGGGACCAACCUUUUAAAUGCGUUUUGCAAGCUGCAAUGCAAGUGAACCCAGAAGGUUCACCCUUCCAGAUUCAGUCACGCCGCGGCUUGCAAAAUGCAUUUGAAGGGACCAUCACUUUAAAUGUGUUUUGCAAGCUGCACCAUGUGAACCCAGAAGGUUCACCCUUCCAGGUUCACUUGCACCGCGGCUUGCAAAGUGCAUUUGAAACAACCGUCCCUCCAAGGUGAGUGUAGAUUCACGGGGGGCGGAUCCUAGGGUUGGGCCAAUGUUCAAAAGGGACGGGAGUGUGUCAAACGGCCCCCCUGCAACCUAGAGGCAUCAACCUGGCAGCAGACUUCCCCAGGGUGCCCCUCUUCCUGCCCUCCAAGUUGUGUGCAGAUUUGCUGGGGGAGGGGAGAUCCUAGGGUCCAAUGUGUCAAAUGGCUCCCCUGCAACCUAGAGGCAUCAAACUGUUAGCAGACCUCCUCAGGGUGCCCCUCUAUCUGCUCUCCAAGUUGUGUGCAGAUUGGGGUUUUUUUUGGGGGGGGGAGAUCCUAGGGUCCAUGUGCAAAAGGAGAGGGUGUGUGUCAAGCUAGAGACAUCA